Molecule: messenger RNA, 372 nt
Organism: Closterium sp. NIES-65
Lineage: Eukaryota; Viridiplantae; Streptophyta; Zygnematophyceae; Desmidiales; Closteriaceae
Source: the annotation of a GenBank genome assembly
AUGGGCACAUGCAAUGGUAGCCGAAGCAGUGGCGCAGAGGUGCGCAGUGGAGUGGCAAAAAGUGAUCGCCUGGAUUUAUCAGCGAGUGACACAGUGGUUGCUGAAGCAGAGGAGCAGAGGUACAGGGUAGCUGAAGCAGUAGCACAGAGGUACGGGGUGGCUAAGAGGGAUCUCCUGGACUCAUCAGCCAGCGACACAGCAGUGCGGCUGGCCCUAGGAGAGGCGCACAUAGUGGCGGACACCAAGAGGGCUCUCCUAGACGCCGCCGACAUCCACGUGUCCCUCAUGGAGCAAUUCGCCACCGCCGCCUUACAGGCUCUCCAUUCUGUCUUUUCUGCUCCAUGCGCCCUUCCUAUCAGGUGGCUGAAGUAG